CCUCCAGGUAACAAUUGUGUACAUUUCUACUGCUCCCUAAUGUCAAUCUCUCUCUCUCUCUCCAGUCUCCCAAUACUGAUGGUUUCAACCCAGACUACACUGUAGUUUACAUCAAAAACACAAUCAGUGUAUAUUUGUAACCGGUUGGCGCGCCGAAAGCUACGGGUAGAUGGCUAGAUGCUCACGAACAUCAACAGUGGGUGGUGUGUGUGAGGUAGAGAGAGUGGGAGACAGACAGACAGAAAGAACGUGAUAGACAUCAAGAGACCUUUUGUAAUCAAUACAAACAGAAGAAACAUUGAGAUUCUCCAACAAAGAUAUUGGCAAACUAUUUUUACGUUUUGCAUUCUAAGUGCGAGAGAGGAUCAAGAACCCUUCGUGGGACUGCAAUUGAUCAGUGAGAAGGCACAGAUUAUAAAAAUUGAAACAAUAAUUACGCUUUGCGAGAAGAAGCUGAUCAUUGUCGUGGAUUGGAUUGGAGUCAAUCAAUUUGUAGCUCAACGUCAAGAUAAUAGAAAGAGUUACCAUGGAAACUGUUCUGUUCUUCCUCUUUUCACUCCUGGUGUAUGUGGCUGUGCCUGUAUUUUCAGAUGGUGAAAAGGAGAAGAAAGAGGUGGACCCAUUUGUCUAUGACUAUCAUAGCCUGCGGAUCUGUGGACUGGUCUUUGGUGUGGUACUCUUCGCGCUGGGCAUCCUCCUCAUCCUCAGCCGAAAAUGUCGCUGCUGUCCCAAUCAGGAGAAGAAGCUCAAGGCCCCUGGAGACGAAGAGGCUACGGUAGAGACCCUGAUCGUGUCCAAAGCUAAGGAGCCAGAGCCCGAGCCUGAAGCUAAGGCUGAGAACUGAGUCAGCCCAACCAGACUGCCUCCCCACCUGACUGACGAUCAACCAUAUCUGCCACUGAACAACCAGUGGUGGAAAAAGUACCCAAUUGUCAUAUUUGAGUAAAAGUAAAGAUUCCACAAUAGAAAAUGACUCAAAUAAUAGUGAAAGUCGCCCAAUAAAAUACUACUUGAGUAAAAGUCCAAAAGUAUUUGAUUUUAAAUAUACUUAAGUAUCAAAAGUAAAUGUAAUCUCAAAAAUAUAUCAGUAUAUAUCAGUAUAAGUAUAAAUCAUUUCAAAUUCCUUAUAUUAGGCAAACCAGGAUGGUCAUGGGCACACUUCAACACUCAGAGAUCAUUUACAAACAAAGCAUUUGUGUUUAGUGAGACCGCCAGAUCAGAGGCAGUAGGGAUGACCAGGGAUGUUCUCUUGAUAAGUGUGUGAAUUUGACAAUUUUACUGUUCUGUUAAGCAUUCAAAAUGUAACGAGUACUUUUGGUUUUCAGGGAAAAUGUAUGGAGUAAAAAGUACAUUAUUUUCUUUAGCUGUAAAUGUAAAAGUUGUCAAAAAUAAAUAGUAAAGUACUUAAGUGGUACUUUAAAGUAUUUUUACUUAAGUACUUUACACCACUGUGAACCACUACCUAAGGACCAACACAAUAAUGAUGAUGACGAUGGCAACAAAGAUGAUGACGCUGACAAAGAUGAUGCAGAAGAAUUAUGAAGAAUGAAGACGAUGCAACAGGAAUACUGUGCGACCACAGGACAAGGGAUAGGAGUGUGUAGAGGUGGGUGGGGGGGAUAAUGCAGAUGUAAAUAAACCUUGAACCUAUUGUUCCGUGCUCUGUGCCCGUGUACGUGUCUCAGUGAUCUCGUGUGUACCUGUGCCUUUCUGCAACAGUUUGUCGUCUUAGCCAGUGACACCUUUUUGCAGAUCGCCUUUACCACAGUUCUUAAUAAUUAGAGAUGUGUCAAGAAAUGUUGUUCGUGUUUGUGUUUAGCUUAUAUUCUGUGUUUCUAUCGUCUUUAGGUUCUAGACGUUACUGUUUGCUAUAUUUUUGUUAUUGAGUUGUUAUUAUCACUUUCACUCUUGUAACAAUUGUCCUUAAUGACAUUUAUCACGUGGUAGAUUAUAUACAAUAUAUACACUACCGUUCAAAAGUUUGGGGUCACUUAGAAAUGUCCUUGUUUUUUUUUAAGAAAAGAGCAUUUUAUGUCCAUUAAAAUAAC
Molecule: messenger RNA, 2048 nt
Organism: Oncorhynchus kisutch (coho salmon)
Lineage: Eukaryota; Metazoa; Chordata; Actinopteri; Salmoniformes; Salmonidae
Product: FXYD domain-containing ion transport regulator 6-like
Exons: 7
Coding region: 527-844 (105 amino acids)
Biological process (GO): regulation of sodium ion transmembrane transporter activity
Cellular component (GO): membrane
Molecular function (GO): sodium channel regulator activity
Source: RefSeq, a predicted model, not a curated record